This is a messenger RNA of Ceutorhynchus assimilis (cabbage seed weevil), 5111 nucleotides long. Lineage: Eukaryota; Metazoa; Arthropoda; Insecta; Coleoptera; Curculionidae. The record is from the annotation of a GenBank genome assembly.
AAACAAACCUAACCAAACUUUUUAUAUUUUUUAAAAAUAUUUUCUUUCUUAUUAUUUAGUUUUAUGUAAGCGUGUAUUUUCAAUAAUCAAAAUGUUUGAGAGUGUUUUACGUGUUAAGUAUGUAAGCUUUAAAAACUGCUUCGUCUAUUUGUCUACUAGCCACAAGCAUUUAAACACCGGGAAUUGUUUCAAAAUAACUUAUGGUGAAAAUCGAGCGUAUUUUUCUGCUAGCAUGGUAAGAAAUGUAGUUGAUGACGAAUCAAUAGGAAUCAAUUCUGCCUAUGCAAAACUCAUCGGAAUCGAGGAAAAUACAUUUGUUAAUGUAUUACAAGUGCAACAACUGCCUGUUGUCAAUAGUAUAAGCAUACAGCCGUUUACUAAAUCUGAUUAUGAUGUUUUGGAAAUGCUAUCUCAAAAUGUCCAAUCAAAUCUUCUUGACCAAGUAAGGGUGAUUGAUUCUGACCAAAAAUUGAUAAUCUGGGUGGGAACCAACAUGACAGUUCCUGUAAUUGUAGAAAAUGUUAAGCCAAUUGCUCCAGGGAUUUUGGAUUUUUUAACAGAAGUCAUCAUAAAACCGCCCAAUAAUGUUGCUCCAAUUAAAAAUAUUUCUGAUAAAAAAAAGAAUCAUGUCCCAGAUAAUACACUUUUAAAAAUUUUUGAAAACAAUUCUCAGUUAGAAAAACCACUCGAAAGUACAGAUGAGGAUUUAAAUUUUUAUUACCGACUAUUUCCGAUGUCGGAAUUACCUUUGAACAUUCAACAGGGCAAAAUUUGGCAACCAUUUGAAGCUUUUAUAAGCAAAAACCCUCAGAUAUCUACUAGCGAAUUCUAUAAUAUGAAGCUUUUGAAUAGUCCUAUUUCUGAUAAACAAUUAUUCAUAAAACUGAAUUUUCUAGAAGAUGUUUUUGGUAUAUCAGAUCACAUAAAUAUUUUUGUCAAUGAUCCCCUAAUAAAUUUUAUGCAAAGUGAUUACGGUGCCAGAGUAGUUUUAAAGAAAAUAACAAAAAUGCCUUAUGUAAAAGAAAUUGAAGUACACAGCAGAAAAAGUUACUUGAUUAACAUUGUAGAAAAGCUAAAAAUUUAUCUUGCACAAAAUUCCAAGCCCCCUUUAAUCCUGAACAGCGAUUUCCCUAUAGAAAUCAAUAGUAAUCUUUAUUGUUCUUUAAAAUUUAUGCCAAAUUCAAUUGAUUGUUGUGUUGUUGAUGAAGAAUUUUUAAGAAAUUGCUCCUAUAGUUUGCAUGAUGAGUUUGUUAAGCCUUUGGAUAGUUUAGUAAAGAAGGAUUACAGUAAAAUGAGAUUUUGUGAAGAUAUAUCUAGUGCCAAAGAUAUCUGUGAUAGUAUAUUUUCUGUGUAUUUCAAGCAUAAGGUUUUUAGGGCUGAAAAUGUUAUUCUAUGUGGUAAAGUCGGUAUGGGUAAAACAUCACUCCUGAAUCAUAUAGCAACAAAAUUGAAAUCUUAUCCCUAUUUCAUCAAUACAGAAAUGGUACAGUGUAAAAAAAUCAGAGGAAAAACUGUGGACUCUUUUCAUAAAUUGUUUACUGGUAUUUUGGCCAAACUUAUUUCCACUCAACCGUCUGUGAUGAUUUUGGACGAUUUGCAAGUUUUGUGUGAAAGUUGUGAGGGAGAAGAAACACCAAAUUCCAUUUAUUAUAACCGGGCCAGUGAAAUGCUUUACAGCUUGUUCUCAUCCAUUCUACAGCACAAUUCAAUAGGCAUUCUAGCCAGUACAGAUUCAAUUUCAAAAUUGAACAAACAGAUUUACAGAUCUAGGGGAAAUCAUUUGUUUAAAAACGUGUUUAACAUAGAAGAUCUUUCUAAGUCCGAUAGGAUGGUAUUAUGGAAAUACUGUCUUGAGCAGCAUAAUGUGGACGAAACUGUCGAUUAUGAAAAACUUGCUAUUAAGACUGAUGGAUUUGUAGUUCAGGACAUACAAGAUUGUUAUGAGAAAAGUCUUUUUGAAGCCUAUAAAGAAACUCGUGAUCAUUCUGAGCAAAUAAAAAUUACCCAAGAACACUGUGAUUUGGCCUUAAAAAAAUCCUGCUCACUUUCACUACAAAAUGUGAAAUUUCAUUUGCCUGGCACUAAAUCUUUUGAGGACAUUGGUGGUCUGCAUAAUGUUAAGAAUACCUUGGUUGAAAGCCUACUAUGGCCUGUCAAAUAUUCCUCGAUAUUUGCUAAUGCCCCACUUCGACUCCAAUCUGGCAUCCUCCUCUAUGGACCUCCAGGUACAGGAAAAACUCUUUUAGCGGCUGCAGCUGCUCAACAAUGCAGUUUGAGGCUAAUAUCUAUUAAAGGACCGGAAUUACUUAGUAAAUAUAUUGGGGCUAGCGAGCAAUCAGUGCGGGAUGUUUUCGAAAAGGCACAAAGUGCUAAGCCUUGCAUAUUAUUUUUUGAUGAAUUUGAUAGCUUAGCACCAAGGCGUGGCCACGAUAAUACUGGUGUAACAGACAGAGUGGUGAAUCAACUUUUAACUCAAUUAGAUGGCGUUGAAGCAUUAACAGGAGUUUGUGUGCUGGCAGCAACUUCGAGGCCCGAUCUCUUGGAUCCUGCCCUACUGAGACCUGGCAGAUUGGAUAAGCAACUUUUGUGCUCCAUGCCAUCUCAAGGUGAACGUUUGGAAAUUUUAGAAAUCCUUUCCAAAAACUUGGAUUUUGAAUCUAAUGUAGAUUUGAAGGAAUUGGCCAUAGAGACUGAAGGAUACUCUGGUGCUGAUCUACAAGCUGUUCUUUACACAGCGCAAAUAUCAACAUUGAAGGAGUUUGAUUAUAAUCACGACGAUCAAAAAUCUUUACCGGUACUAUCCAAAAUAACUCAAAGGGACUUACUUGAGGCCUUGGAUAAAUCUCGACCAUCUUUAACCAAAAGUGAGAGAGAGAAGUAUGAUAAAGUCUAUGCUAAAUUUCAAGGGGGAAAUACUGAUGACUUUCAGGCUGGAUCCAAAGUAACCUUAGCUUAAGUUUCUUAUGUUUUUUUUUUUUAAUAAAAAAUUGUUGAUUAAUUGGGAUACAUAUAUGCUGUAUAUUAAAACAAAAUCUUAAAUAAAUAACUAAAAUAAGACAUGCAUAAAUAACCUAGUGCGUAAAUUUGUUAUGAUAACAGUUCAAAGGCACAAUUAAUACAAAACUCAAAAUAUCAAAAUAAUAAUAAUACAUAAUUUGUACCUACUCCUUCGCAUAAAUUAAAGUCUUUGAGAUGAAAUAAAACUAUGAAGUAUCAAUAUUUCAAUAUAAAAUCAAUUAGGUAUUGCAGGUCUGAAAUAUUUAACCAUAUUACAUUAGGCCUGUUCAAAUUGUACUACUUUGCUGUUGACUUCCUGUUUUAAGGUAACAUCAUUAUAAUCCUUCUGAAAAAUACAAAGACGAAAAAAUGGUUAAAUCAAGACCAAUGAAAACAUCAUUCAUGUAGUAACUUCAAACAAUAAUAAUAAUUGAUGGUGGUUUUGAUCAGAUCAGACAUUGAUUUUUUAACAUGUUUUAGUAGUGAAUAAACGUAAAAAUACUUACAUUGUUUGUUUUGGGUCUAUGACUCAUAGCAGGCAAUAUAUAUUUUUCUAAAGCCACUACUGGAGAUUCAAAAGCUAAUACCAUUAUUAUGGAUAUUCCAAAGCUGAAAGCUAUCACGCCCCAAAAGGUGAACAACUGAAAAUUACCAGGGCAUUAAGGUUGGUGCUGAAUUGAACACUAGGGUCAACCAUAAAUUUUUUAGGUUUUCUAUGAUUUCACAAUGUUUAGGAUUGUACUUAUUAAGCAGUAACUCUUUUGGAAAAUAGGCGAAGUCAGCGUUAGAUAUUACCUUGGUGUAAGCCAUUCUAUUUCAACGCUUUACGAAGACUGGCAGAAAUACAUCCAGACUGGGAGGUGGUUGGAAGCCAUGGAUAAUUGAUUCCCCAUUUUCAAUGUUCUAAGAAUGGUUAUUAGAGUCCGGACAUACAAAAAAAAAAUUCACGUAGUUCGUGGCGUAAGUAUCGGUAUGUGUGGGUACAGUCAAAUUAUUAGAAAAGGUUACCGAAUUCCGUGUAGCAAAUUAUAGUCUUGGUAAUGUUGGAAUCAUUUUGGUCUAGUUGUAUGCUUUCAUGCCUCCUCCCUUAACCUCCGAUAAACUUAUUCUAUAUCAUAACAAUGUCGUUUAUAUACAUAAUCACAAAACAUCAAAAAAUUACAUCCAGAUCACAAGAGUGGUGUUGAAAUUAUAGAAAACCUAAACAUGUAAUGGGUGGGUAGUCCAGUUUUUCUGCACCUGAGUAUACUUACAACAUAAAAUAUGCUAAAUUCUAUAGGUUCUUCCACAUUUAUGCCCAUGUAAAGCAAAAGUGUCACAUGAUUUAGAAACAUGCUGUAUGUGAAUCUGCUCAUCACUUGAAAAAUUGGUAACGAUAGAAAUCUAUUGACUAUACCUAAAAAGCAAAAAUAUUUGCGAUUACUUAUUUAGGAACUGACAAUAUUGUUUAAUUUAGACAGAUGGGUCCUCACAAUAAUACUAAUGCUAAAACUCCACCCAAUUUAUUAGGAAUAGUUCGUAAAAUAGCAUACGCAAAUAAGAAAUAUCAGCUAGAAAGCUUGAUGAGAUUUCUGCAUAUAUGUUUUCCACUAUAGAAAAGAUGCUCAAUUGCACCUAAAUUUUUCUCGCCACACACAGGGUCACUUCAACUGAUAAUUUUGGGCUAUUUAGUAUCUAAGUUAGUUUUCUAGGAAUAUUAAAAAGUCCUUGCUAUUUAGAAGGAUAGUUAUUAUCAUAUAACAACUUGACUUGGAAGAACCUUCAUGCAGCAAGAAAAAUCUAAAUCGAUUCACACUCUCUGUUCGAUUCAAUUUAUUGCUCAAAAUACGUUUGGAAAUUUCAACUUGUUUUCCAGGCUAAAAAAGCAACAUUUUAGGAUCUUUACCCUUUACCUCCAUAUCCAGAAGAACAAGCGGAAAUCACCUAACAAAUGCACAAUCCCCAUGCUGGUUUAGAGAGCGUAUUAUGAAAAGCAUGCUCAUAUGGAUAAUAAACGUCACUUGUGAGUACUUUGUGUCCUGCAAAGUCACAUAGGUACCAACAUUAUUGCCAUACAGGCAUUCCAUAGAAGGACAACUAAGAACUAAAACAAUAAUUGAAUUUUUUAAAUUUAC